GGGUGUCUCAGGGAUCAGUCUAGCGCUCCCUGUAUGGUGCAAACAGAAUGCGUAGGUGACAGCUGCCGCGCACUCCCAAUAAUCUGCUUUGAGGAGUUCGUCUCUGACCCGUGCGAGGUCAACAUCAGGUGUGCUUCAGGCUGCUGCUGGCUUCAUCGGAGCACUGAAGGAGGAUGCUCACUCUCUCUGCCGCAGAGAGGCACGGUCGCCUCUGGAAGCGCCACGGUCGCCCCGUAACUCUAUGGCUACCUCAUUAGGGGUACUCUGGAAAACAGGUGUCAGGGAAGUGACGUCACGAGCCUCGGAAACCGGAGGUGUGAGCUUUGGAGAGCAAGAUGGCAGCGAAAUCCGACGGUCGGGGGGUCGUCACCGGUUUCGCCCAGCUGCACAACCUGGACGAGACGUUGGGCGGCUGCGACGACGACCCCGGGCAGGGCAGCUCCUUCCACAUAUGCCACUGCUGCAACACCUCGUCGUGCUACUGGGGCUGUCGGAGCGCCUGUCUGCGUUACCUCCUGGGGAAGGGGAGAGACGUCAGACGGCCACCUCAAGAGGAGCGCCUCUGGUUGGACUGCCUGUGGAUCAUCCUCGCGCUGCUUGUCUUCUUUUGGGACGUUGGCACUGAUUUGUGGCUCGCCGUCGAUUACUAUACCAAGCAGGACUACCUCUGGUUCGGACUCACACUGUUCUUCGUGCUGGUCCCGUCUGUCCUGGUUCAGAUCCUGAGCUUCAGGUGGUUCGUGCAGGAUUACACGGGAGGCGGUUUGGGCACCGUGGAGGGUCUCAGCAGCCGGAGAGCCACGACGAGUCCGACCUCAAGGGUCGGCGGCAGGGCCAAAUGCUGUCGCGCAUCAGUGUGGAUCUGGCAGGCGAUCAUACACAUUCUUCAGAUGGGACAAGUAUGGAGGUACAUCAGAACCAUGUACCUCGGCAUCCAGAGUCGCAGACAGAAGGAGAAUCAUCGACGCUUCUACUGGGCCAUGAUGUACGAGUAUGCCGAUGUCAACAUACUCCGUCUACUGGAGACGUUUCUGGAGAGCGCUCCACAGCUGGUGCUCCAGCUCUGUAUCAUGAUCCAGAAGAACCGGGCCGAAACGCUGCAGUGCGUGUCAGCCGUUGCAUCUCUCCUCUCUCUUUCUUGGGUUCUGGCCUCUUACCACAAGCUUCUUCGUGAUUCCCGCGAUGACCAAAAGAGCAUGAGCUACCGGGGAGCGCUGGUGCAUCUCAUGUGGCGUUUCUUCACCAUUUCCUCGCGGGCUCUCUCUUUCGCCCUCUUCGCCUCAGUUUUCCACCUCUACUUUGGCAUUUUCGUGGUGCUGCACUGGUGUGCCAUGGCCUUCUGGGUAAUCCACGGAGGCACCGACUUCUGUAUGUCCAAAUGGGAGGAGGUGCUAUUCAACAUGGUGGUAGGAGUGGUCUACGUCUUCUGCUGGUUUAACGUCAAGGAGGGAAGGACCCGAUACCGCAUGGUGGUUUAUUAUUCGUUGGUGCUGGUGGAAAAUACCAUCCUGACUGCUCUGUGGUACGCCUACAGAGACCCAGUUGCGACAGACUCCUACGCCGCAUCAGCUCUCUGUGGCGUCUUCCUGUGCUUCAUGUCCGGAGUGGCCUGCAUGGUCCUUUACUAUGGGGUUCUGCAUCCUAUGGGGCCCAGGCUAAGGGUGCUUGCCAGUUCCUGCUGUGCUGAGUUGCUAUGGGGCCUACCGUUACCACCCGAGGCUGAGCCUAUGGCCCCCACACCGGGGCCUCGGGGCUCACAAGCCACCCCGACCAGGGGCAUGGCCCCAGGUUACUAUGGAGAGCCAGAGGAAGCUGCAACGGAUACUUGCCUGCCAGUGUUCCAGGUGAGAUCCACAGAGCCCACGGAUGCAGCGGGCAGGCCCAUUCCCCCCGAGGGGCCCCUUAUCAAGAUUGACAUGCCCAGGAAGCGAUAUCCAGCCUGGGAUGCUCACUUUGUGGACCGGCGCUUGCGGAGGACCAUAAACAUCCUUCAGUACAUCAGCCCCAACGCGGUGGGCAUCAGGUACAGGGACGGACCCCUCCUCUACGAGCUGCUCCAAUAUGAGUCCUCCCUAUGAAGGCAUUCCAAGCCUCCCCUUUUCAUGCCCUCUCUGGUUCUCCACUUCCCUUGGUGCUUUAUCCUUCAAAAUGUUUAUUAAGUUGCACCCUCAAGUAAUGAGAGCGCAUCUAAGAUCUACAAAGAGUCUAAACAGAGAAUAUUCUACAUAUAUUUUGACUAACACAGUAUAGAGAUGGAGGACAUGUAAUGAGAAAAACAACAUUCCCUAGUCGGGGGUAAAUAUGAUGUGAGUGUUCUGUGUAUGUAUAAUGGUGUUUAUGGCCCUGUCACCUUUGACAUGUGCAAUGCAUGUUGGGAAUGAUGGAGGAACAUAGUCUUUGACAUUCUCAUUCUGAUUUCAUUUGGACCAUUUUGUGCCUACUUCUGUUCAAACAGUUGUGAUACAACUGAUGUACUAAAUGAUGGCAAAAUAAUCAUCAUCGACUAGACACUAAAAAGCACAUUUGAUCGAUAAAAAGCACACAGUGGCCCACUCAUUUCCUCCUAAAGAGACAGGAGAAUUGUUUCUUAAACUGAGAAAAUAUACAAUCACUUAUUUACAGUGCUGGAAAUGACAGAGAUUUACAAGGGGCUGUAGUCGGCGACAUAUUUUUUUAUAUUUUUACAUCAUAGAUGCAGAAAAUGCCACUUUAUGUAUGUAUUAAAUGUGAAUAGCGUUUGCGAGGCCAUUUCAUGGAUGAAAACUGGAAAUCCUCUCCUUGAAGUGGAACUCCGCCCCCCUCCAAAAUUCCCUCUCUAAACUCCGUCUCCCACACCCCCCCCCAACACACACACACACACUUUCUCAGCCCUGCUUAUUUAUCUGAAAUUACAUUAAAAUGUCAUUUAUAAAUUCAUAAAACCAAAAGUUAAAAAGCAAUGAUGUCAUGUUAUAUCUGGUGUCAAAGUUUGGUGUUUACCUACCAUAUAACACUGCCACUGGCAUUUUGAACAUCACAAGGGCCUUAACAUUUGUACAUGUCUUAGUUUGAUGUAGUCUUCUUCUAACUGAAAGCCACUAGUGAUGUAAUAUUUUCCACUCUGAGCUGUAUAUAAGUAUAUAGGUUAUAUAUGCGCAUUCUGUAUGACCCACUGUUAUAUUUUUAGCCCAUUUGUACUUGUAGUAAAGAGAGUGCACUCGAUUGCAAAAUGGAUUGCAAAAAUGGGACAUAUUUUUGUAUAGGUUUAAAAGCAGUCCUUCUAUACAUGAAUUCACACAAACACAAAUAUUAAUAAUAAAGAGUAUGUUUGUGGUGCUCAACUCUAACCUUUAGUAAUCCUCCAUCAUUCCCUUUACAAAUGAAAAUUGCAUUUCAAUGUCCAUAUAAACUGUUCUUCAGAAAAAGGAAAACUUGACAUAUGUAAAUGUUAAUGUCAUUCGCCAGUUCCUUGAUGUACUAUAUGACUUAUUUACCUAUUUAUAUUUUUGUUUAUUGUCAAAGUAAUACUUUUGCAAUAUUUUUUUGAAGAUUUCUCUUUAGGGAAAGGUGUUUAUUCUCUUAAAAAUUUGAAAAAAAUUAUGUAUAAAUGGACACCAUAGAAUGCAUGGCAAGGUUGCACAUAUUGAGUACUGACUGGGUUGCCAUGUUCCAAACACAAAUAACAACUUCCUCAUUUCUGAUCGAACGGAUCAGUUUUAUACGGUUUGUCAACAUGCUAUACAAGGUGCACUUAUAAAGAGCAUGUCUGUUUAAAGGCUGCCCUGAGGGUUACCUCUUAAAAAGCCACUUGAGUUUGUUUACCUCUAAACUUGAGGUAAUUUCCCCCCAGUUCCAUAUUGAAUGAACUUCUCAGUGAGGGUCGAGGACUCUUUGUUGUUGUUUGUUUGAACCGCUCAAAAUUCCAUUAUUUAUUAUUCAGUUUAUCUCAGCAGCAUUAUUAUUGCAAACUUACAUGGGAUGCCAAGUUUCACUGCAUGGGCUGCUACAGACCCCUUUGUGGCUGCUGGAAUUUUAAAAGCAGACUUCAGAUUGGUUGUAGUGGAUGAGGUGGAGGGUUUGUUUUUUUGCCAGCGAUGGAAAAGAAUUUUCAGAGGUCUUAACCUCUGAAAUUUCAACUCCAUCCUUGGUUGCUGCUCUGAGCCCUCCACCACUCUCAUGUGUGUGUCAUCUGGGAUAUUCUGAUGCAAAGACUACGACUUAAGAUAACAACUUGGAUUUAUAACCAUGGCUGGAGGGAACUGGGGACAGGCAGGCAGCUUCUUCUUGUUCCAAUAUAACAAAUUACAAACAGAUUCCAUAUCACUUGCAAUAUCAGGUUUAUACUGUACUACUUGUUUCAUCCAAGUUAACCUGCCUUGCCCUCUUCCCGUUCCCUUAGUGUUCUGUAUAAGAUAUUCCACUCCUGUAGGUGCUUGGCACAUUGAUGCACUGUUGUUUGCUGGAAUAUCACCAAUCUGUUAUGAUGUGUAAUUGUGCGUGUACAUUUUAUUUCUAUGGUUGGGUGACAUGGCUGCCUGGCAUCCCAUGAUCAGUUUAAAGUCCAAUUACAGAAUUAGUUACUAAUAACACUCUUGAAAUGGUAAUAAUUUAAACUACACUGUGAUAUUUUAUUUUAUUAUUCAUCAUCAGUAGUAGUGAUCAACGUUGCAACAUUGUGAGUAGACUUUGGGUGAGGGAUUAGAAAAUCCCAUAUAAUACACAUUGAAAUAUGAAUUGGUUAGUUUAAGAAUACUGCCUUAUUAACCAAACAAGUUACAUUUCUGUAUAGCAAGAUCAGUCGAUAAUAAAGUCAAGCUACUCUUUAUUCAGGGUGGGCCGGGUAAGUGGGACCAGUCCAUAUUGAUCCUUUGUGGUGCCUUGUCCUAUUGGGUGCUUAUGUGUAGCCAUGGCAGCCGGUGCAGCAAACAACAAUGCUAAUGUCUAUCUUUUAUUCACAUUUCGCUCAGUACUGUAAACAGCCAGUCAAUUUUGUCCCAUACUGUAUCUGCACAGGAAAUGCGUUCGGCAGAGCUCACGUUUCUGCCUCCGGGUGUAUUUUUUUUGUGAAACCGAACAGGCAAUACUUAGCAUCUACUCGAAUGUUGGGUUCCACGCCUUUCCUGUUAAAGAAACAUAAAGAUCAGUCACAACAUAUUGUGUGCGAUCCAAAUGGAAUAAGGCAGAUGGUUGAUUUAAAUCCGUUUGUUUAGGUGAUAAAAGACAGUUUUGGUCAAGUUAGCAAUUUAUUUGAUGAUUGUUAAUGUACUUCUGUCUAUGCCUUCCUCUGUCUUGCGAAAUGAAUGAGCUGUAGUGCCAACAAGUUAAUCUUUUCUCUCUGUCGUUUGUCUUGUGAACAAAAAUGUCUAGCCAAAUGGAUUUUUGCCUGCAAAAAUGGGGGGGGAAAGAAAAAAAAUGUGUGUAGACCAAUAAGAAUAGAAGAAAUGUAGACAUGGUGCUUACUGGGUAAAAUAUUUUAACCUACAUCUGAGAUGGGACUGGACACAUUGGAGUAUAUCAAUCUUUUUGAAGGCCUAUAGUGCUGAACCAUCUUCAGACUGCUUAUCCAUAUUUUUUGGAUUCUUAGCAUGCCCACAAAAUGCAUCCUAUAGUGAUCCCCUACAACACACUUGCAUGUUUUCUUCAAUGCAACGCUCCACCCGUCGUUUCAGGGUACUCACUCAUUGUAUCCAGUUAGGUUUUGACCUGUGCAGUGGUUCCACAAUCAUCGUUAUCGACAUAUAGCCAAAUGUUCUGAUGAGAAAACAAAAGGGUGCAUUUUUGUUUCUUGACCUGGUGCUUUUCAACAUGUUCUAAAGGUGCUACCACAGAAUGUGGACUGCAGGACUCAUGUUGUGGCCUCCUAAGCAAAGCCACCGUCAGAUGGACCUGCCUUCUCAAGCUCACGGACACUUUCCUCUCUGGAAGAACAAGCACCUCAACACAGUUUACAGCCAAACAUCGCUUUCUGAAAUAUGGUGCCAUUUAUAAGUUGCACUAAGAAGCACUUGUGCAAGAAAAUGUCAAAUAUUUGCUUCUUCCCCAGAUUUUGUUCAUUUUUGUGUAUCUUUGUUUUUAUAAUGUAUGGAUGUUUGAAAUCUGCACUUGGGUUUUUUAGUUGAGAAAAAAAUAUAUAAAAAUGCACCAUUUUGACAUUCAUCCGCAGGCAUAAAAGUAGUUCUGAUCAUAGGAAUUGCUAAACAUUUAGAAGGUGAUUGAUGUGUUGUAUAUUCCUGUCAUCUCUAUGUCCUAAAACUAAAUGUAUUUCUUCUGUUAUUGUAGCUCUGGAUAUAUAUUUUGUUGGAGUAUGAUCUUAUAAAUGAUUAUGGUUGUCCGAUGAAUUGCUGCUGGUUUUAGAGUUGUUAUUCAUUCUGUUGAGGACAGGUUAUUUACCUGUAUAAAUAGAUUGUGUUAGAUUGUCAUUGUAUUUCUCACAUGGGCUAUUCCAGAAAGAUGGCACAAAGGUAUCAAGCGAAUUAAUUGCUACUAGUUGUAACAUUUUCUUUUCUGAACCGACUGUACUCAUUACUUAUGUUGAAAAAAAAAGAUUUAUUUAAUGUUGUCAAAUACAAAUGAAAGUAAAAUGUUUUGUUUCAUUGCCGUUAUUUAAGGGAAACAAAAUGAUCAAUACUGACGACACAUGGUGCUACAGUUGUCUAAGUAAACUUUGGUUUUUAUUAUCUUAUUGAAAAAAGAUUAUGUUGAGCCUUACUGUAGAUCGAUAUGUGAGACUGUUCAUCUCUGAAGACUGGAAAAAUAAGUAUAGUGUAUUUAAAAGUAAGUACCUAUAUACAAAAUUGUAUGCUUUACGUUUAUGCACAAUUUGCCCAGCGACAGAUCAAAAGUGGUUAUUUGCUGAUGUAUAUGUUCAGAUGUGUAUGUGAAUGUAUACUGAUAUGAUAGAUAGAUUUCCCAGAGUCACAAAUUGUUG
Molecule: messenger RNA, 6907 nt
Organism: Triplophysa dalaica
Lineage: Eukaryota; Metazoa; Chordata; Actinopteri; Cypriniformes; Nemacheilidae
Gene: xkr6b
Product: XK, Kell blood group complex subunit-related family, member 6b
Exons: 3
Coding region: 336-2078 (580 amino acids)
Biological process (GO): phosphatidylserine exposure on apoptotic cell surface; apoptotic process involved in development; engulfment of apoptotic cell
Cellular component (GO): plasma membrane
Source: RefSeq, a predicted model, not a curated record